GCCAGGAUGGAUUAACUGGAGGAAGGCGUCCGCUCCGCAAGACGGUCUUUCUAGCACCCUGUGUGCUGUUCUGAAGCUUGGAACAGCAAAGCGGAAGAUGAGAAAUCAGAAAGAAUGAACCAAGUAGCAAGAAAACACAUGGCUAUGAGGGUCAAAUGAAGUGUGCCUCCAGUUUUAAGCUGAAAAGCUAUUUUACGGAUUUCAGAAGCUCUUUGCCAGCUAUGGAGAAUUCCCCGUCACGACUGAGCCCAUCCUCUUGGGAACGCCGACAGGCAUGGGCCAAUCAGUACUGUACACGGCCCAGGGUGGUUAAAGAAAAGGAGACUCCCAGUGGCUCCCAAGAAACGCCGGAGUUGCGGUGCUCUUUGGAAGAUGCAUUUUUGCGAGGAAAUAUGUCCUCUAAGAUUGAGAGCUGGUUGGACCAAUGCAGCUCUUUGGAGGACUCUUUCAUGGACAACCUGUCUGCUCAGGGCACAUCUGGACCUGGCAGUAACAGAACCAGCUCUGAAGAUGAUCUAACUCUGGGGGCAGAAGCCGCACUGCUACAGGACAAAGACAUAGCUGAGUCCAGGUGA
Sphaerodactylus townsendi is the source of this 575-nucleotide messenger RNA. Its product is annotated as protein TESPA1-like. The coding region runs from base 156 to 575 and encodes 139 amino acids. The transcript has 7 exons. Lineage: Eukaryota; Metazoa; Chordata; Lepidosauria; Squamata; Sphaerodactylidae. The record is from RefSeq and is a predicted model, not a curated record.